AUUACGUUAGUUGUAUGGCAAGGCAAACGGAAUACAGACAAUUGUGUCAAGUGUUAUAGUCCUGAUGUAGUACAAUAGUAAUACAGCGAAUUGUAAUAAUGUUUAAGACAGUAUACAUGUAUUAGCAGACUGUAAAAGCACAAGCCGGUUACCCGCCAUGUUACAAUGUCAAACACUGGUGUCAGUUUUAUGUUUUUGUAUAUCAACUUAUUCACUUCUUGGGUUGUCCCUUCAAUCCGAAGAGGAAAACAGAGUUGAGAUUCUAAGAAUCUCUGGGAAGAGUGAUCUCAAGUUCUGUGAAAACGCCACAUUAGAAUGUGAAGUUCGACCCAUUGAGGCCUCUGUGUGGUGGACGAUCAGAGGCGAAAACAUCACAGAAAAUGACAGAUUCAAAGUGGUUGCCAGGGAUUCAGGGGACACUAUGAUAAGUGUCUUGAUAAUGACAUGUGCGACUCUGGAUGACAUUGGCAACUAUUCUUGUCACGCUUCUCCUUCUGAUUGGACAGACGACCAAGUUUCUCAAACAUUUCCCAUUGACAUUACAAUCCCUGGUCAAGUAGUCUCCACCCAGGAUGUUCGAGAGAAGCUGGGAAGCAGUGGCAACCUGAGCUGUACCUUCUCAGGAUAUCCUUUGUACCAGUUGGAGUGGCGGAAGGACAAUCACUCUAUCCCAGAGUCCAGGUGGGAGAUUGUGUACAGCAAUGUUACGUGUCUUCAGACAGUUCUGCCCCUGAGUAAACUCGCCUCGUCUGACAACGGAACAUAUCACUGUUCCGCCCUUAGUGCUCAGGGCCCAGUCUCUGCUCCUGUCCAUGUCUUUGUCUUAGAUGUACCCCAUGUCACAAUAGAAAUAGUAAAAGUAGUUGGUGCCCAUAAAAUAUUUCUUAACUGGACAGUAAAUGAUGGAAAUUCACCCAUUAAAGAGUACAACAUUAUGUUUAUGAAAAAUGGCACAAAUGAAUGGACGUUCACUCGGGAACGAGUGAAAGUGACUAAUACAAGCUACGUCAUAAAAAACCUCGAAGCUGACACAAGCUAUAAAGUCAAGAUCAAUGCCGUCAAUGCCAACGGUCCAAGCAAGGACUAUACUUAUCAGGAUUAUGUACAUACUUUGAAAAAAGAUCCAGACAUAGUACCCAUCCUGAAAUUCAAAGCGGGAGGAGCUGACUUUAUAAACGUGGGAUGGGAGGUCCCUACAGAAGACGAAGACCAUGUCCACCUUCUAGAACUGGAGUUGACCCACAACACUACCAGACUAAAGAGCAUUAGCAUGCAGUCCCUGGCUACUGACAACAAGAAUAUGCUGUUUGGAAAACUGGCAUCAGCCACCACUUACCUUAUACGGGGAAGAGCCUGCAGUGAAUAUACAUCCCAGUGUGGCAAUUGGUCUGAAUACAUCAAUGGAACUACUAUUGAUGGAGAAUCGGGACCACCGGAGAAUGUAACUGUUGUCUGCAGAUUUGACAAUAUGACAAGAUCCCCGUUUGUUUUGGUUUCUUGGGCCCCACCUUCUCAACCUAACGGCAAAAUUGUUUAUUAUAAUGUUGUUUUAGAAGGCUCUGCGAAAUUUAAAAAUGAGAAAGGUGUUGAUGAUCACGUCACUUGGGGUCCAAAAGCAAAAAAUGUUGAUGAAAAAUCCCACUCUGCUCGCUUUGACAUGGUCCCACCUAAUACAAACUACACAGUAAAGGUGGCGGGGGUGACACGCAGUAGAGGUGGGGGUAAGAAGGCAGAGCAGCACUGCCAGAUGCCUCCCACCACUCCUGACAAAGAGAAGCUACGAACCAUCAGCUGGGGCAAAGUGGAGGAGCAAGGACGUUGGAUGGUCAAGUUGUUUAUGCCCAAGGUGUCGGAGAGAAAUGGACGAAUCUGCUGUUUCCGAGUGUUUGUGACAAAGUUGGAGCUCCACCAGAGUGUAGCAGACCUACCUCCUCCUCAGGACUCUAAUGUGCUCAGUUACCAAGAGGUCCACUACGGCAAACACGGAGGAACCUACCUGGCUGAUAUGUUCGAGAGCGAUGCCCUGAUCAAUGACAUAUUCCUGGGUGACGGUCACACUGUGGCUUCCCCCUCCAACAGUUCCACUUGUAGACAAUGUGUGGGGCUUAGACCUCGUCCUGCCACCACCACAGUCACUCCCCCAACCACCACUACUCUCCAGGUUCUUGCGGAAAUACCCUCUCUCAAACAGCGUAGAUCCCUCACUACCCCUACUCCUGCCCCCUCAUUUGAUGUCUACGCCCAACUAUACGAUGGCCAACUCGACACCAACAGCAACUACACUGGUUUUGUAGAAGUCAUUGUAUUUGGAGGAGAGCAAGUGCUAAUCCCAGCUUAUACAAGCUAUUUUGAAACCCUUCAGCCUGGACCACAAGUGUUGCAUGCUGCAGAGUCCUCUCAGUUUCUCACCAUCAUACUAGAGGUGAUGAUUGUGCUGAUUCUCAUUGUCCUGAUCCUGCUAGUGUCACUGUGUUUGCUGCAGAGAUACACCAAACAGGUUGCUGAGGCUCAAGGUGUAGAAAUAUCUCUCCGCAACUCUCUCAGAUCUCUACGAGGAAGUCAUUUGCCAGUGUCGUCCAGUCCCCCAGACAUGGCUCCCAUCCCAGCCAGUCAGCUACCGGCAGCCUAUCUGGAGCGACACAGAGACUCUGACUACGGAUUCCAACAUGAGUUUGAGCUGCUUCCAGAUGGGUUUCCUGACCGUACAACUCGGGCUUCUGAGGCCCGAGAAAAUAUCUACAAGAACCGGUAUCCAGACAUCAAAGCCUAUGAUCAGACUAGAGUGCGACUGGCACAGAUCGAUAGCAUUGCCGGAUCUGAUUAUGUCAAUGCAAAUUUUGUCAUUGGUUACAAAGAACGAAAAAAGUUUAUUUGUGCUCAAGGCCCCAUGGAUAACACUGUUUGUGACUUUUGGAGAAUGAUCUGGGAACAACACUUAGAACUGAUUCUGAUGUUGACAAAUUUAGAGGAAUAUAGUAAAACAAAAUGUGCCAAGUAUUGGGCUGACAAAACUGAGGGAGAAAAGACAUAUGGUGAUAUCAGUAUUAGCCAUGUGCAGGAGAAAAGAUACUCAGAUUAUAUUAUAAGAGAAUUAAAAAUGACAAGGACGUCUGGUGGAAGUAAAGAAAGAGAAAACAGAAGUAUAGUGCAGUAUCAUUUCUUGGUGUGGAAAGACUUCCAAGCGCCUGAACACCCUUCAGGAAUAUUAAAGUUCAUCAGACGAGUAAACGAAGCAUAUUCCUUAGAGAAGGGCCCUAUCCUAGUCCAUUGCAGUGCUGGAGUCGGGAGGACUGGAACUCUCGUGGCUCUAGACUCGCUACUCCAGCAGUUGGAAGCUGAAGGCCAAGUUGCCAUAUUCAACACAGUGUGUGACCUCAGGCAUCAACGCAACUUUCUAGUCCAAUCAUUGAAACAAUAUAUUUUUGUAUAUCGAGCUCUUCAAGAGGUAGCCCAGUUUGGAACUACAGAAAUCAAAGCCUCUAAAUUAAAAUGUACUCUCGAAAGAUUAAGACAAGUUGAAAACGGGAAAGAAAAAUCAAAAAUGGAAGAAGAGUUUGAGAAAAUGAGUCAAGUGGUAGAAGAGAGAAAGUCUCACAGUGUAGGUGGUGGGGAGGAGAAUUCAGUGAAAAACCGCAGUGAAUUUGUCAUUCCUUACGAUAGAAACAGAGUCAUCCUGACCCCAGUGCCAGCUCGGGAACACUCCACGUACAUCAAUGCUUCUUUUAUUGAGGGCUAUGAUAACUCGGAAUCCUUCAUCAUCACCCAAGAUCCAAUCAUGGAGGUGACUGUAGCCGAUUUCUGGAGGAUGGUUUCCGAGCAAGGAAUAAGCACACUAGUCAUGCUUUCUGAUCUGGGAGACGGGCCUCGUAAAUGCCCUCGCUAUUGGCCUGACGACGAGAUUGCCCACGACCACAUCAGAGUCAAGUACAUCCAGAGUGAGAGUUGCCCCUACUACACCCGACGAGAACUCUGUGUUACCAACAUCAAGACUGAUGAGAAACAACUUGUGACCCAAUACCAGUACAACGGUUGGCCUACAGUGGAAGGUGAAGUACCUGAGGUCACCAGGGGGCUGAUAGAACUAGUUGACCAGACACAGGCGUCCGCCACUGCCACUGCCACAGCCAUCCUGGUCCAUUGUCAUUGUGGGUCCGACAGAAGCUCCAUGUUUGUAGCACUCAGCAUUCUUGUGCAGCAACUGCGAACUGAGCGCCGCGUCGAUAUCUGCACUACUGUGCGCAAACUACGCGCUCAAAGACAAGGAAUGAUCCAAACAUUUGCUCAGUAUGAAUUUCUCCACCGUGCCAUUGCCAACUAUGCAGAUCUUCAUCAACUUGUAUCGGAUGAAAUGGAUUAAACUUUUUAUCUAGAAAUACAUUGUGACUAUGUACAGCUUUUACCUUUUAAUGUGAAGACCAAAAUGUUUUAAUUUUUAACGGAAUUAUAGAUUUAAUUCAAUCACUAAGUGGAUUAUUUUAUUUUUAUCGUUUUAGUGUCUUAGGAUAAAAUCGUUUAAAAAUCUUUUUUAAAUCAUUGUUUGGGAUUUUAUUUUUUAAAUGAAUAGAUUAUCUUGAUCUAUGUAUAGGAUUAGCAUAUGGAUAUCAAAUUCUUUCUCUAUUGAUCUACUAUAAUUCAAAAGUUACCUAUUAUUUUACAUUCAAAUUUAAGAUCUAUGUUCAGUUAAAUGAAAACAGAGAAAUGAACAAAAUCUAUCGAAUUUGCCAUGAACUCGUACAUUGUUUAGAUCAUAUUAGUUAUAUUGAUAACAUACUCUUAUACAAUAUAACCAAAUUGUAUUCUGAUGUUUACUUUAAAUUGAAGUUUAACGUCUUCAGACUUUUUAAAUAUAAGAAGAUCACUGCCAAUUUAACAGUUAUAAUAACUGGAAAACACUCUUAGUGGCAUGAUUUGUUUUCAGAGACACUUUGUUUUCAGUUUCAUGAAAUAUUCAUCACUUAUUCUAUAUUCUGUUUAAUUAAGUCUAUUGUUUCAAAUUGUCAUUAAAUGUUUCAUUGAUUUUUAAAAAUAGUUAUUUGUGUAUUAAGAUUGCAAAGUAUGUCAUUGCUGCUGGAGAACUGGAGAUGGACGCACGAAGCUUAAUCUGAGUGUGGCCAUACAUUUCAAGAGUGACAAUGCCUGUUUGUGCUUAUUACACUGAUACACGCACACAAGAUUUUUCCUACCACCAUUAUUAACUUAUCAUAACUCAAAGAUGAAAUUUUAGUUUUAUAAAUGUAAUUUAGGUUAUGUUUUCUUUUCCUGUUGGAAGAGGUAGGUCCAUUACCAAAUGUCAGUGUUUUAUAGAAACACUAACGAGGAGUAAUGACUAAAGCGUAAAUGAGCUAUUUUGCGUGAUGUUUACAGGUGAGGCUAUGUGAUCAUUUGCAUGUGGUGGUAGGAAAAACAAUUGACUUAUGACUUAACUAUAUAAAUUGAAAUUUACAUCACCACACAUAGUAUUUGUUUUCAUUAUAGGAUUGUCAAGCAUACUAUUUGAUAUUGUGAUAUAUAUCUUUUAUACAAAAUGAGUUCCUGGCAAAAUUGUUCAAUCACUUGUUUACUGGAUAGGUUUUAUUCAGAAACCAAUUUUUGUAUGUUUGUGCUUUAUUGCAUGGAUCAUUAGGUAUUUUGUACAUUUUCACUGAUUAGCUUAAGCACAUUUUUAGGCUUCAACUGGAGUGAUAAAUUUUGUGGUGUAUUAAAGUGUACAGAUUAAAAUUAGAAAAUUAAAUUAAGUAUAUUUUUAAUAUCGUUCAAUAAGCUAUAUUUUAUGUUAUAAACUAUUUGUAUUUUAUACUUUUAAUAAGUAGCCGUGUUUUAGUAACUUUUAUUUUAUACUGAUCAUAAAAUGAGUAUUUAUUGUUUACUACAGUAUAGCAUCUUUCCUACAACCCAUAUACCUAACAUAUGAAGCUUUUACCCAUCUGAACCUCUGUUAACCAACUACUUCUUAGUUUUUACUUUUUAUUUAUCAUUACCUUAACAAAAUGAAACCUUAAUUGAAAUUGGAGUCACCUAAAACUGGAAAAAAAUCUUUACUUUAGUUUUAACAUUCAAUACACAAUUGUGAUUGAAUUUCAGUUGUUAUUAGUUUUUGUUAUUUUGAGGGAGGGCUCAGUUGGUUGUGUGGUUAGAAUGUGGGACCGUACUGUGUCCAAAUCCUGCCAAUCACCAAUGCUGUGACUCCACUCAAUGCUGUGAAUGGGGGAUGGGUCUCUUAGGCACAUUCUACCUGAGUGUGAAACCCGCAACAGGAUUCCCCCAUCAGGGCCACACGCUCCACAGGGACCAUUGCGUUAAAUUGGCGUGUCUACACAAGCGGAACUCACGACGCAGGUGGACGCGUCAGUAGGCGGGAGAGCGUAGUUGACGUCGAUGUCAGUGUCAAUCCCGCAUUGGGAAUCCCACCAGCCAUCCUACACAUAGUGUUAUCAUCGCGCAUGGCAGCUAAAUUCGCAUAAUAAUGUUCAGUUGCAUUAGAGUUGGUCCAACACAGUGCAGUGUGAUGUUCGAUCAUAAAUGAGUAUUAAAUUUGUUUUCAUCUGUUAUACAUUGUGUAUUCCUUUAGUCAAAAGAAUUUUGAUCUAAACUAUAAAAAUGAUCGGCCAGCUGGUGAGUUAGUAAUAGUGUAUUUUAUUUAUUAACCUAAUUUAUAAUAAAUAUGCAUUUCAUAAUGCAAAAGUAAAUACAAACAAAAAUCACGAUAUGACAACCAGAAUUUUUUCCAUAAAAUUAAUAUUGCAAUUUAUUUGUUGAAGAUAAGCGAUUUUGUAUGUAUCAAAGUUUAAGUAAGUUAUAUUUCUAGAUGGUGUGAAUAAACAAAAAUAAGAAUUACAGUCCAAAUUAAUAGCUAGAGUUGGACAACUAUGGCUAUAAAACCAAAAUCCACCGUGUCCUCCGUCUGAACCGCCUCGUGUAGAACGGUCCAACGGGUUUCAAACAGACUCCACGCGACAGGGAUCCCACCACUUGUAGUUUCCAAAAAAUUUCAAUCUUGUUGAGGUUUUCACGCUCGUGUAGAAUGGGCCUUAAGGAGCACUUUAUCUCUGUUGGAGAAAAAUCGCAAUAAAAAGUAUGCUUUUAACAUGCAUGGAGGAUCUAAUUUUUUCUAUUCGCUAUUUUAAGUUAUAUCAUUAUCAUAGCAUAAACUUCAUUAUUUAAGAUAAAUUUGUCAUAUCCCCUGUUUUUUUAUUUGUAAAGAAAAUGUUUCUCAAUUUAAAUUGAUAAAGCAAUCAGCCAGAUAAAAUAUUUUAACAUUCUAUGGAAUACACUUUCUAUUCUUUAAUCGUUUAUUCCCUAUAGAAAGGUUAGAAUCCAACUCAACACUAAAGAAGACAAAAGAGAUCUCUAUGAAAGUGAACGUUUUUCCAGAGAUUUGUUAACAGAGGUUUAUAUGUCCCUAUGUGUCCUGAUUUUACAUUCCAGUCAAUGUAUCGCACAUGUUGUGAGUCAUUACUUAUCGUAAGUGUUAUAACCUGCAUUAUUUUCUAGUAGAUGCAUAUUAUUGUUUUGUAUUAAUUUACAGUAUGAUUAGAAAUAGAUACAUUGUAUGAACUCUUUGUUCAAUGAUCUUAUGGAAAACCAUGCUUGCAAGUUCAAACUCGAUGACUUUAAUUACGCAUCUGGUGUUUUACUUUCCGUUUUGCGAUUCAAGGCUUCUUUUUAAUGAUGUUAUUACUUGCUGUUAUUAUGAUGUACUUGAAUAAAUUGGCGUGGUUUGGUUUAAAUGUUCCUCUUGUUGGGAAAAUCGAUUCAAUAAUCAAUAAUGUUUAAACUUAUGUUAUUGAGAUUAUCAUCACGAAACUAUCUUAUGUACCAAUUUUCUUCUCUAAUCUAUUUUAAAGACAAUAUUUACUAUGGAUGUAAACUGAACACUUUUUCUUACUUAACCCUCAAAUCUCAAGAUAGUUCAAGGAUGGGGAGCAGGUAAACAGGGACAGCUUAAGGAGCAAAGUCACCAAGUCCGCUCAUGGUUUAAAAUUACAAAUAAUACUACAGUAACACCAUUACAGUAAUCAGUAUUGCUAUUUGAAGACGAACCGAGCUAAGAAACUGUCCAGUGAUUGUCGUCUAUUACUAGUCAAGCUAAAACAACUCAGUACAAGACGAUCUCUUGGGUCAUAUUUUAUAACUGUCUCUUACAAAGAUAACCUAAAACAUUUUGAGGGUUAGGUUGGAAUGAAGCUAUGGUUUUGUUAGACUGUAUUUUCCAUAGGGUAUUUUGAUCAGUUAGUUUUAAGUGUCAUAAUUAUGUUUAUUUUUAGUUACAUCCAGGUCUGACUUACUGCUAUGGUAGGCCUAGUGUAUUCCUAUGAUUGUCAGAGGCGAGUCCUGCUGUAUUUGUACUGUGUGAUAGUCCGUGUUAUAUAAAUCACAGUGAGAUGUUGGACGCAAUUGUUUUAACAAAGACUGAAUUUUAAUUUCUUUCCUUCUAUAGCUUUUGUGCUACUCCAGUUCAAUGAGACGAGUAUAGCAGAUUAUUAAAUUUAACUUAAACGUAUACCGGUAGUAACUGUCUCUAAAUGAAUGUACACCGACUUGUUAAAUCCUCUGAAAUAACUUAUUCUAAGUAAUUUAUUGCAAUAGAUGUAUGCUGUUUAUGUAAUCAUUAAUCAAUGUAUGUUUUGAUUCUGGACUCAUAUGGCAUUUGUCUUUGGGAUGUCAAUCAAUGAUGUUAUCUAACACAAAUCCAACAUUAAAUAGUUUAAAAAACA
Molecule: messenger RNA, 8714 nt
Organism: Macrosteles quadrilineatus (aster leafhopper)
Lineage: Eukaryota; Metazoa; Arthropoda; Insecta; Hemiptera; Cicadellidae
Product: tyrosine-protein phosphatase 69D-like
Exons: 28
Coding region: 158-4357 (1399 amino acids)
Biological process (GO): protein dephosphorylation
Molecular function (GO): protein tyrosine phosphatase activity; protein binding
Source: RefSeq, a predicted model, not a curated record